AUGGCUACGGUGUUUGGGCUCAAGCUGGAUGGAUCAGACAACAAGGGAAACUUUGGGAACGGCAAAAAUUCGCUUGCCGAAAAGGGCAUCAACGAUGUGUUUGAAGAUUUUUACGAUCCCUAUUCCUCGUGGAUUGACUCGCCGGAAAUUCCGAUCACGAGAGUGCAGAUUGAAGCUAUUUUCAUCCAUCUGAGAAGGAUCUUUGGUUUUCAAUUGGACAGUACCAAGAACAUGUUUGAUUACCUAAUGAGACUUCUGGAUUCCAGAUCGUCACGUAUGGGACCCAUAAGUGCUCUUAAGACGCUACAUGCAGAUUAUAUUGGUGGGAUAAACGCGAACUACAGGAAAUGGUAUUUUGCUUCCCAGAUGGAUAUCGAUGACUCUGUGGGGUUUAGUAAUACAAGAUCCAAUGGAAUGCUGAAAUCAAGCGCCAAGCAUAUGGGACAGGCAAAGGCAAACUUGACAUUAGAAGAAUCAGAAAGAAGAUGGCUGGAAAACAUGGCAAGCUUCUCUCCAGAGGAUUGCAUUAUUCAAAUUGCGCUUUACUUGUUGAUCUGGGGAGAGGCCAACAACAUCAGGUUCAUGCCAGAAUGUCUUUGUUUUAUCUUCAAAUGCUGCAUCGACUGCUUUUACUCGAUUGAUUUCUCUCAAAGUACACAAGUCUGUUCAACUUCUUUCCUGGAUCACGCAAUCACACCCCUGUAUGACUUUUAUUUCAGCAGGUGCUACGAGAUGGUUGAUGGUAAAUACAUCCGCCGUGAUAAGGACCAUAAGAACAUCAUUGGGUACGAUGAUAUGAACCAGUUGUUUUGGUAUAGGAACGGUCUCGAGAGAAUAGUUUUGAAAGAGUCAAAAACAAAGUUGAUGUUCCUGCCGCCAGCCGAGAGGUAUUCACAGCUGGAUAAGAUUAACUGGGAGAAGGCAUUUUACAAGACGUAUUAUGAGUCCCGAACCUGGAUGCAUGCUUGCCUAAAUUUCAAUAGGGUUUGGAUUAUUCAUCUCUGUGUCUUCUGGAUGUACACCUCGUUCAACGCCCCUACGCUUUACACCCUGAAUUACAAUCCAAGCGAAGAUAACAGACCUCCAAGCUGGGCAACUCUUUCUGCAAUGUCGCUUGCAGGUACAGCAGCAUGCAUCAUAAAUUUGAUCAGUCUUUUGGCUGAGCUUCAUUUCGUGCCUCGAAAAUGGCCUGGCGCAGAACCAGUUAUCUGGAGGUUCAUCAUAACAUUUGUGAUGUUUCUUCUCAAUACCAGUCCGUCGGUGUAUUUGUUUGUUUUUGCGGCAUAUGAGGAGUCAUCAUCAUUGAACCUUGCAAUAGCUCUAUUGCAGUUUGUACUUUCCCUGUUCACCGUGGUAUAUACAUCUGUGGUGCCUUUAGGGUCAUUGCUGGGAACCACUCAUAGUUCGAAAGACAGAAGGUAUCUGGCCUCACGAUUCUUCACAAACUCAGUCCACAAGUUACAAGGAAAGACACAGAUGAUUUCAAUUGGAUUGUGGUUUUGUGUUUUUCUUUCUAAAUUCACAGAAUCAUACUUCUUUCUCACCUUAUCACUGCGCGAUUCAAUCCGAGAACUGAGCCAGAUGGAACUCACAAGAUGUGCUGGCGAUCAAUGGCUUGGUCAAGCAUUUUGUCAGUUUCAACCUUCAAUUGUUCUAGUGCUACUGAUAGUGACGGACUUGAUUUUGUUUUUCCUCGAUACCUAUCUUUGGUACAUCGUAUGGAAUACGUUCUUCUCAGUUAGCAGGUCAUUAUACAUCGGUGUAUCUGUUUGGACACCAUGGAAAAACACUUUCUCCCGUUUGCCAAAACGCAUAUAUUCCAAUAUUGUCUACGACAAAACGGAAGGUCACACCAAGAGCAAAGCACUAAUUUCGCAGGUUUGGAAUUCAAUCGUGAUUUCUAUGUAUAGGGAGCAUCUUCUCUCAUUGGAACAGAUACACAAAUUGAUCUACCAAGACAUAUAUUUGCCUAAUGGGGAACACUCCUUGAAGGAGCCGUCGUUUUUUGUUUCCGGCGAGGAUUCGGCUAUGAGGUCUGGUUUAUUCGAGUCGCAUACAGAAGCCCAGCGCCGCAUCACUUUCUUUGCUCAGUCACUAUCGACACCAAUGCCUGAAACUACCCCGACAGAUACGAUGCCAUCUUUUUCGGUACUGAUCCCUCAUUAUGCAGAAAAAAUAACGUUGUCUCUCAAGGAAAUAAUCAGAGAGGAGGACGAGUACUCCAAUGUCACUCUCUUGGAAUACCUGAAGCACUUACACCCUGCGGAGUGGCGCAAUUUUGUUCACGACACCAAGCUUCUGGCGGAAGAAGUCGACGGAAAACAGACCAAGCUUGAUGACAGACUUACAUCAGAUGACUUGCCUUAUUACUGUGUUGGUUUUAAGUCGGCUACCCCUGAAUACGUGUUGCGAACAAGGAUAUGGGCUUCGUUGAGGUCACAGACUCUUUACCGCACGAUAUCAGGCUUUAUGAAUUAUUCGCGUGCGAUUAAACUGCUCUAUGACAUUGAAAACCCAGACUUGUCUAGCUUCGAUAAUAGUGAAUCGAAGAAGCUGGAGGUGGCAAGUGUAAUGGCCCAAAGAAAGUUUCGAAUGGUUGUGUCAUUACAACGAAUGAGUGAAUUUACCCCAGAUCAACAAGACAACAGAGAGUUUAUAAUGAGGGCAUUUCCAGAAUUGCAGAUUGCAUACUUGGAAGAAAAUACCUCUCCAGAAACUGGCGAGACUACCUACUACUCUUCUCUCAUAGAUGGCAGUUGUGACAUCUUAGAGAAUGGUCAGAGAAAACCCAAGUAUCGCAUAAAGCUAUCCGGAAAUCCUGUGCUAGGUGAUGGAAAGAGUGACAAUCAAAAUCACGCUCUUAUAUUUUGCCGCGGUGAAUAUAUUCAGCUGAUUGAUGCCAACCAGGAUAAUUACCUUGAGGAGUGCCUGAAGAUAAAGAGUUUGCUGUCGGAGUUUGAAGAGGACAAUGCUCCAAGUAAUCCAUAUGAAGGUGGAGUCGGGGGAUGGAACAUGAAUCCAGUAGCAAUUAUUGGUACUAGAGAGUACAUCUUCUCUGAAAAUCUUGGAAUUCUUGGAGACAUUGCUGCUGGUAAGGAGCAGACCUUUGGUACAUUGUUUGCUAGAACACUGGCACAGGUUGGCGGUAAGCUACAUUACGGCCACCCCGAUUUCUUAAAUUCCAUCUUUAUGACAACAAGGGGUGGAGUCUCAAAAGCACAGAAAGGGUUGCAUUUGAAUGAAGACAUUUAUGCUGGUAUGAAUGCUAUGCUGCGCGGAGGUCGCAUCAAACACUGUGAGUACAUCCAGUGCGGUAAAGGUCGUGAUCUUGGUUUUGGUUCGAUUUUGAACUUCACAACAAAGAUAGGUGCGGGAAUGGGGGAGCAAAUUCUGUCCAGGGAAUGUUUUUAUCUUGGAGCUUACUUGCCAUUAGACCGUUUCCUAUCCUUUUACUAUGCACACCCUGGGUUCCAUCUGAACAAUGUGUUCAUCCUGCUCUCUGUUCAACUGUUCAUGUUCUUUUGCAUAAACCUUGCUGCACUAACUAAUGACUCUGUGAUAUGCGAAUACGACAAGGAUGUGCCAAUUACCGAUAUGCACCAUCCUUUGGGUUGCCAUAAUCUCAUACCCGUUGUGCUGUGGCUCAAAAGGUGCGUCCUCUCCAUCUUCAUCGUCUUUGCAGUCUCAUUUGUACCUUUGUGUGUUCAGGAGUUGACCGAAAGAGGAAUAUGGAGGGCUACUGCCAGGCUAACCAAGCAAUUUGCGUCUUUCUCUCCACUAUUUGAAACGUUUGUGUGCAGGGUCUACUCUCAGGCUUUGAUCAACGACAUGUCAUUAGGUGGCGCAAAGUACAUUGCAACCGAGAGAGGGUUCUCUACAAUCAGAGCAUCAUUUCCAUUGCUGUACUCACGGUAUUCACAUGAAAGUAUUUACUUUGCUGCUACACUGUUUUUGAUGCUGUUAUACAGCUCAAUUGCCAUGUGGAACUUCUCUCUGGUUUACUUCUGGAUCAUUGUGUGUGCUCUGUCGCUUCCCCCAUUCAUUUUCAACCCGAAUCAACUGUCCUUUUCGGAGUUCUUUUUGGAUUAUGGUAACUUCAGAAAAUGGAUGUCGGGCGGAAGUGUGAGGUGGAGACCAGAUUCAUGGAUUGGUCAUGUCAGGAAGACCAGAAUGCAAGUGACCGGUUCCAAGCGGAAGGCCAACAAGAGUGGCGAUUUGCCUUCUUUAGAUUUCAAAAGACCCUCUUUCAUCAACUCGAUAUUUGAUAUCCUGUUCUCACAUCUGGUCUCGACAAUUCUUGUUUUCAUUGCAUACCUAUUUGCCAACUCUCAGAAUGACAGUCGAGCAGAAUUUACGGCUAAUACCACGUUGAGGCUGAUCAUAUGUUCUGUUUCUCCGAUUAUUUUGAACACGGUUGUUCUCUUACUGCUCCAGCCCCUUUCAAUUGUUAUAGCGCCAGUCAUUAGUUGGUGCUGGUCAAGUUUCCCUUCAAUUCUGGCAAGAAUUGCUCAUGGAUUCGCCGUCAUCUGUCAUCUGUUCUUUUUCGAGCUUUUAUGGUUUUCACAGAACUGGGAUGUUUCCCGAACCAUACUUGGAUUAUGUUGUUGCAUUAUGAUCCAGUCUCUCAUUCUCAAAGUGUUGACUGUGAUAUUCUUGACGAGAGAGAUGAAACACGAUCGAUCGAACAGGGCAUGGUGGUCAGGGAAAUGGGCUACUGCAGAGCUAGGAUGGGGAGUUUUGACUCAACCAUCCCGGGAGUUUGUCUGCAAGAUAACUGAAAUGAGCUUGUUUGCUACGGAUUUUGUCCUGGGUCAUUUCCUCUUAUUUGUUCAGUUUCCUUUGCUCUUCAUACCUGGGAUAUCGAUGUGGCAUUCAACGAUGCUGUUUUGGCUCAAGCCGCACUCGCAGGUGAGAUCUCCGAUGUUGAAUCGCAAACAACGAGGACACAGACGCAGAGCCGUCCAAUACAACCUUUUCAUGUUUCUGAUGGCAAUGGCGAUUGCAAUCGCUUUGUUUGUGGUGCCAUUGGUCUUAGUUAAAGUGUGUGGCAUAGAUCUAGAUGAUUUUGUGCCAGAAUUCUUCUUCAUGUUCAAACAACCAUACACUCCUCCAGACAACAGGAAAGGUCUCAAGAACUACGUCAAACCUAAGACUCAUGCAUAG
Kuraishia capsulata CBS 1993 is the source of this 5163-nucleotide messenger RNA. RefSeq lists its product as uncharacterized. The transcript has a single exon. Gene Ontology annotation, molecular function: 1,3-beta-D-glucan synthase activity. Gene Ontology annotation, cellular component: 1,3-beta-D-glucan synthase complex; plasma membrane. The record is from RefSeq and is a predicted model, not a curated record. Bases 1 to 5163 code for a protein of 1720 amino acids. Gene Ontology annotation, biological process: fungal-type cell wall polysaccharide biosynthetic process; (1->3)-beta-D-glucan biosynthetic process. NCBI's taxonomy places the organism in Eukaryota, Fungi, Ascomycota, Pichiomycetes, Pichiales, Pichiaceae.